This is a messenger RNA of Exophiala mesophila, 2069 nucleotides long. RefSeq lists its product as uncharacterized. The transcript has a single exon. NCBI's taxonomy places the organism in Eukaryota, Fungi, Ascomycota, Eurotiomycetes, Chaetothyriales, Herpotrichiellaceae. Bases 136 to 1929 code for a protein of 597 amino acids. The record is from RefSeq and is a predicted model, not a curated record.
CUGAGACCUCGAAUCGGGAAUCUAUCCUCUUAAUCUUGCUCACCAGGAGACGACGUCAAUGUUCAGAUAUCAUGAUUGAUUGAGUUCAGUCAUACGAUACACUGCCCCUCUUCACCCCCAUAUCUUGUCGCUUCAAUGGCAGUCGCAACGACUCUAUCACCAACAAGACUCUCCGUGGACAAAACAGGCCCUGACAAUGGCCGUCAUCACUCAACAAACUACAGGCGGAUCAGAUGGCGAGAGUAUGAACCGAAAAUAAAGACUUCACCGUCAGGAGCAGACCCGUUUGUGGUCUGGACACCACCAGUCACACCUGGCAAUACCACAGAUCAGGAAAAGUUGACUAAAUCCAGGAUCAAAUACCGCACAUCAUCCUUGGAACCCGUAAGUUUCAAGCGACAGCCCGUCCAGCGCCUCUCAAUCCCAUCACCACUCUCGCCUUUGCCCUGCAAUGCCACCAGGGCCGACCCCUUCACUAACUUGCCCAUCAAACGAACUCGUUGCGUCGAGCAGAGCCUGGAUUAUUUCGUCACCAUCUGCCAUGGCCUCCAUGGAGAAAACUCGUCUGCUGACCACAACGCACACCUCUCACUCCUUUUACCAUUUACGUUCCAGCACGCAGUUCUCUUCGAGUCUCUUAUCGCCGUAUGUCGAGCAUCAGUCCUUGUUUCUCUCGGACAGUCGGCUUUUGAAGACAAAGCAUUUAUCCACCAUCGCGGCCAGGCCAUGGCGGGACUCAACUCCAGACUCGGAUCAAAACGUCGCACCGACGAUGCUGCCUUGUUGACUGCAGUCUUGUUGAUGACGCUCGAAUAUCUCAUUGGCAACACCGAGGGUGUCAUGAUGCACUCAAAAGGGUUACACCAAAUGCUCCGAGUCCGUGGUAAUCGACCGGUGGAUGACGAAUCCGAACUCUCGUCCCCCUGGGCGACAUUCGUGGAGACAGGACUGGUCGCCUACAAGGCGCUCGGGUCCUUUGUGACAGGCGAGGCACCUGAUCUACCAUACUCGUCCAUGGGGUUUGCGGGAGAAACUUUCGAAGAGCUCGACCUCAUGAGACCUCUCUCGUACCCCCAAAAGCCAUUCUCAGACGGCUUCUGUAUCAUUUUGGCAAGGUUACCUGCCGGGUUUUCAGCAUUCUGCUUGACGAGGGACGUCUCGGAGCAAAUGGUCAACAUCAUUGCAUCGAUUCACGGGGCACUUCAGACGAGGUCAACGAACGACUCAGCACUCCCACUCCCAUCCCCACUCACCUCUCCUAUGGACCCUGCGGGAAACGAGCACAUUCGACGUCAGAUGGUCAUUCAAAAUCUAUUAUCCGCGCUCCAGCGGAUGAGUUUGAUGAAACCCCAACAGUUUGAAAUCUACAUAUCAUUCGGUCUGGUGGCCUUCCUCCAUCAAUUCCGCCGACUAGCCCCGCUCAAUCUAUUCUGCGAUCCCAUACUACGAGAGUUCGUCACCAUUCUCCCUCAGCACUCGAAACCCAGCUCGCCAGAAGAACAACAUGCUUUAAUAUGGACUAGCAUGUCAGUCGCCGGCGUAUUGGCUCUCCGUAUCGCGCCUCUCCCUGACUCACAUACCGUCAUGGAUCGCGCAUUGGACCUGUAUCCGGAAGCACGGCAAUGGGAACCAUUAGAGAAGAUCCUGCAGACGUUCUUCUGGACACCGGAAAUUGGAUGUCAUUGGCGAAAGAUUUGGGAUGUCGCCAUGGCGAGGAGGGAAAAAUUGCUUUCACGUGGUAGUACAGCAGAUGUCGCAGCUGAUUACCUUGUCGAGACGGUACAACCCCCAUCUACGGAUUGGAUACAGCCGCCGGCUACGGAUUGGAUACAGGAUCACAUCAAGGGGGCACCACGCCAUAUGCGGGAAAUGGGUCAAGCAUUGGGUAUAUGUCCGUUUCGUCCACUGCCUCGGGAAAAACAUGGUUAAUAGGCAGGACGGGAGGUGUGGAAUUGUGAAAUAGAAAAGGGUCGAUUCGCCCAACAGGUAUUGGCCAUUGUAUGUCUUGUAAGCCAGGAAGAGCCAAUUCUUUUGAUAUAUGAAAUUUUGUACAAGAGUUGCCCUGCUGU